This is a messenger RNA of Phytophthora sojae, 495 nucleotides long. RefSeq lists its product as hypothetical. The coding region runs from base 1 to 495 and encodes 164 amino acids. Lineage: Eukaryota; Oomycota; Peronosporomycetes; Peronosporales; Peronosporaceae. The transcript has a single exon. The record is from RefSeq and is a predicted model, not a curated record.
AUGUUCGAGUUGCCGCUCGAUCGCGGCAGCAACGACGCUUCGCGUCCCGAUCCAGUGCGCGCACCAUCGCCCGAUCGACCUGUAGUGACGCCAACAUCGGCGACGCUCGAUGAGAAUGCAUACAUCACCUCAAUUCAACAAGAAACUGGUCUACAUUUGGCGAUGGACACCAGAGUAAGGAAAGCGUACGAGAAGCACGGCUCGUAUGGGCUGUUCUCGCUGUUCGUCACGGCUACACUGAGCGAAAGCAUCCGCGGGUGGACUUCGACUAAGUUAGAAGCUGCGUGGAAGAAACCUUUGACCGAGAGCGAACUCAAUGCGUACCUGGGGCUCGAGAUAGCGAUGAGCUUGUGCCCACUCAACGACAUCGCCGACUUUUGGUCUACGGACCGGUUCCUCGGGCAGCCGGCCCAUGACACGCGACCGCUUUCAGCAUAUUUGGGAGGCACUGCAAUUUCACGCGCCGGAACCAGUCACAUUCAAGUCCGUGCGUGA